Molecule: messenger RNA, 671 nt
Organism: Cuscuta epithymum
Lineage: Eukaryota; Viridiplantae; Streptophyta; Magnoliopsida; Solanales; Convolvulaceae
Source: the annotation of a GenBank genome assembly
UGCGUCGCAAGAGAACGGCAGAGAAAGGAAGAGGACAGCGGGAAACUUUCCGGAGAAGAAGACCCUGCCGGAGUCGUUGCCGGACUGGUUUCACGCCGGAGGAGAAGAAGAUGAUGUUGCCGCGAUCGGACUUGACUGCUUCCACUGAACGUCGAUGCCUAUCACAAACCUAUUUCCGUCCCCAGUCCCCUGCCGUCAGAAUAGAAACUCUUUCGCCGGUAGGAAGAGAAAGAGAACGCCGGAGUACUGAAACUGCGAUGCCGAAGUUGGGAACGGAACUGAGUUCACCGGACCUCGCUGCUGCCGUUGACUACUGCCACGCCGGGAAAAGAAAAGCUUCGUUGACGGACUGCUACUUGUCGAGAAAGGGAAGGAAGCAGCAUCGUUGCCGUUGGUCGUCUUCGGGCUGCUACAGUACUCAAGGUGAAUUUGGAAAAGAUCGAGAUAGAUGAUCGGCUAGGAAUUAUCGCGAUUGAGGUAAAUGCUUUGCUGAUGAUGUUGAUUUCGAGAGAGCUUCCGCUAGAGAAAAUGUAAUUAGUAGAUAACAUUGUAGUUUAAUUGAAUUUUCAAGACACUUAUUGUGUUUAAUUGUCUGUGGUGAUUAGCCUGUGCACUCGGUUAGAUUAGAGCCGAGUGUGGCGGUAACACCCAAUUUCCCUUUUGGUUUUCCG